Molecule: messenger RNA, 459 nt
Organism: Meloidogyne enterolobii
Lineage: Eukaryota; Metazoa; Nematoda; Chromadorea; Rhabditida; Meloidogynidae
Source: the annotation of a GenBank genome assembly
GAAAUGACAGCUCCAGAGAAACAUUCUCCUGAGGCUCUUUUUCAAUUGCUGGAAACAACAAACAACAACGUUUUGAAUAUUCGGACUGAUGUAACCAAUCUUCAGACUGAUUUUAAUAAUCACAAAACAAGCACUUCAAAAAAUUUUGAAAAUCUUUCUGAAGCAUUGGGAAUCCUUAAUACUUCGAUGACCAACCAUACCAAUAAUUCAGAUGCGGAGUUUGAAGGUCUAAGAACAACAUUAGAAAACUACAGAGGUGCUUGUACUACAAAUUUUGAAGCAGAAAACCAAUCAUUUUUAAGAAUUGAUGGUCGAUUAAAUUUUAUGCGGCGUGGUAUUACACGUCUUACUCGUCGUUUAAGCAAUUUCGAGAUGAACAACAAUCAAAAUGUUCCCGGAAAUGCUGGUCUUAUCUUGAAUAUUGGUGAUGUUAAUCUGCCUCGUUAUUAUGCAAAUUAG